GCGCGCGGGGGCGAACGCCUCUUCGGGCGCGCGCGGCGGUCGAGACGGCGUCGACGCGACGCCGGAGAUCGCGCUCACACGCGUGGCGACGUUGGCGUGUGAAUCCCUCGCCGCGGCGCUCGACGCGCGCGCGGUAUCGAUCCCCGAGGAGGACCGCGCCGCGUUCGCCGCGAGCGUAAAACGCGCGUUGGACGCCGUCGUCGCGUGUCGCUAG
Molecule: messenger RNA, 214 nt
Organism: Ostreococcus tauri
Lineage: Eukaryota; Viridiplantae; Chlorophyta; Mamiellophyceae; Mamiellales; Bathycoccaceae
Product: unnamed product
Exons: 1
Source: RefSeq, a predicted model, not a curated record